UCACAACUGCAAACACAUCAAUCUAGAGACUUUUACUGGCUAUGUCGGGGACUUGGAUAUUUUGGGUCCUGUUGACGACUCAAUGGAUUGCUGGCAAAGAAGCCAACGAAUCUAAUUAUCAAGACAAGUGUAUAAGCAGACGGCUUAUUAACCGUUAUCAGUUGAACGAAGAGAUUUACGGAGGAAGAAGUUGCGAUCUUAAGAAUAAAAAACGUCAAAAACGACGUAUUGACCCCACUUUUCAUGGGAAUCCAAAGCCACGUGGAGAGCUUUUGGCCAAUAAAUUCCAUGUAAAUUCUUACAACUUUGAUCAGACUAACUCUUUAGUGGGGCUGGUUAACAAAAUUGCUCACGAGUAUCUAAAUAAAUGUCCGCCGGUCAUAUAUUAUGACAGUUUUGUGGAAAAAUCCGAUGGGCUGAUUCUCGAGAAUUUAUUUAAGACUAUCCCUAUUACUUUUUAUCAUGGCGAAAUUAACGCAGGCUACGAAGCGCAAAAUGCUGGUUUUACAAGCCACAUUGAUAGCAAUUGCAAAAGUUAUAUUUUGUUUCUUUCGGACCCACUUAUGACGCGAAAGAUUCUUGGUCCCCAAACGGAAAGUCGUGUGGUGCUUGUCUCAAGGUCAACACAAUGGAAGCUUCGUGACUUUUUGUCAUCGGAGCUGUCCUCAAACAUAGUAAAUUUACUAGUAAUUGGAGAAUCUCUAAUGGCUGAUCCAAUGCGCGAGCGCCCUUACGUUUUAUACACCCAUAAACUUUACGCUGACGGUCUUGGUUCAAAUACUCCCGUGGUGCUCACCAGCUGGAUAAAGGGCGCUCUGUCGCGACCGCACAUAAAUCUUUUUCCACCGAAGUUCCAAUUUGGUUUUGCCGGCCACAGGUUUCAAAUUUCAGCCGCUAAUCAGCCGCCUUUCAUCUUUCGCAUCCGGACUUUAGAUUCCUCAGGAAUGGGCCAGUUACGCUGGGACGGAGUAGAAUUCCGACUACUGAGCAUGAUAUCGAAACGUUUGAACUUUUCAGUAGAUAUCACUGAGACACCAACACGGUCCUUUACGCGGGGAGUGGUGAACUCCAUCCAGGAACAGAUUGUGGAAAGGACCGUAGACAUUGGGAUGUCCGGUAUUUACAUAACUGAGGAGAGACUCCGAGACUCCGACAUGUCGGUAGGACACUCACGGGAUUGUGCCGCCUUUAUAACACUCGCCUCAAAGGCACUGCCCAAAUACAGAGCUAUCAUGGGCCCUUUCCAGUGGCCAGUCUGGGUCGCUCUAAUUUGUGUGUAUCUUGGAGGAAUAUUCCCAAUCGUCUUCACCGACCGUUUGACACUUAGCCACUUAAUGGGUAACUGGGGUGAGGUAGAAAACAUGUUUUGGUAUGUGUUUGGCAUGUUCACAAACGCUUUCACAUUCACCGGAAAAUACUCGUGGAGCAACACACAGAAACACUCCACACGAAUCCUGAUUGGAGCCUAUUGGCUUUUUACAAUUAUCAUUACGUCCUGCUACACCGGUUCCAUCAUUGCAUUCGUAACGUUGCCAGCGUUUCCCGACACCGUUGACUCUGUGCUGGACCUGCUGGGCUUAUUCUUUCGAGUGGGAACCCUGGAUAAUGGCGGCUGGGAGACCUGGUUUCAAAACUCCACCCACAUUCCUACGUCUAGGCUUUACAAGAAGAUGGAGUUUGUCAGUACCCUAGAGGAGGGCAUCGGCAAUGUGACACAGAGCUUCUUUUGGAACUACGCCUUUUUGGGCUCGAAGUCUCAACUUGAAUAUCUGGUGCAGUCAAAUUUUUCAGAUGAAAAUAUAUCGCGCCGAUCGGCGCUGCAUUUGAGUGAGGAGUGUUUUGCGCUCUUCCAAAUAGGCUUUCUCUUUCCGCGAGAGUCCGUGUAUAAGCGUAAGAUCGACUCGAUGAUCCUGCUGGCCCAGCAAAGCGGUCUAAUUGCCAAAAUCAAUAACGAGGUAAGCUGGGUUAUGCAGCGCUCGUCCACAGGCCGCCUUUUGCAGGCCAGUUCAUCAAAUUCCCUACGUGAAAUAAUCCAGGAGGAGCGCCAACUGACGACGGCGGACACAGAGGGCAUGUUUUUGCUCAUGGCCCUUGGCUACUUCCUAGGUGCAACGGCCCUCGUGUCCGAAAUCGUGGGUGGCAUAACAAACAAGUGCCGUCAAAUAAUAAAGCGAUCGCGCAAGUCGGCCUCCAGCUCUUGGUCCUCUCGCCACAGCUCGGCGACAUGUGGAGCUGGACAACGCACGGAGGCCGAACAACUGGCGCACGAUGAACGAAAGGCAACAAGGCGCGAAGCCGCUGAAGAUUGUCAGAAGAUGAGUUUUGGAAUGCGAGAGUAUAAUCUUACGCGCACAACGCUGCGCGAGCUGUACGGGAGCUAUACCAGACCAGAUCUGAGCAACGGACAGCGAACCAUCGACAACCCAAAAAUACCUUUCAGCACUAAAAACAUCAAUUAUUUGGAAGACGAAGAAUGUCGUGAAGCCAUCGCGUCUCUGGAGCAAUUAGACGACUUCAUGACCCAGAUGGCAGGCGAAAGUGAUCCUAAGCCACCUGAAUUCAGACCCGACGAAUUAUUUGGACCCAAUCCAGAUCACGUAGAAGUUCCUGAAAAUCGAAACAGAGAAGUCUCGUAAAUUAUGUUGAAGUUUAUUCGCGGAAAGGGUCAGCAGCCCAGUGUGGAAAGACAACGCCUACAAAAGGACCUCUUUGCUUAUCGAAAGACCGCACAGCAUGGCUUCCCUCACAAGCCUUCGGCGCUGGCAUAUGAUCCUGUCUCAAAACUAAUGGCUAUUGGAACGCAAACAGGGGCCAUUAAGGUUUUCGGUCAACCCGGAGUAGAAUUGUAUGGGCAGCAUACAUUAGUUAACAAUUCUGCAUUGGAGCUUAACGUUCAGCUACUUGAGUGGGUUUAUGGAACUGGUCGCAUACUUUCGUUGACAGCAGCCAAUCAAUUAAUUUUGUGGGAGCCUGUCGGCACGACUUUGCUGCCAAUCAAAACUCUUCCCUUCGAUGGCAAACUGAAGAAGGUUUCAUCGCUAUGCUGUUCCUUAAGAAAAGAUUUGCUUUGGAUUGGAACCGAAGGUGGAAAUAUCUAUCAACUCGAUUUAAACACAUUUACAAUAAAAGAACCUGUAAUCUACCAUGAUGUGGUGUUAGAGCAGGUCCCACCAGCGUACAAGCUGAAUCCUGGAGCAAUCGAAUCAAUCCGCCAGCUUCCAAACGCUCUUAACAAGCUGCUAGUUGCUUACAACCGAGGCCUUUGUGUGUUAUGGGACUUCGAAACAAACUCGGUGGAACGAGCUUACAUAGCCCCUGGACAUGGUCAAAGUGUUGGUCUCUCAGUGAAUUUUGGAGGAUCGGAAUUCAGUUGGUAUCACGCUGAUGGAUCCUACGCAACAUGGAGCAUAGACAACGACAAACCACCGACCAAUGUAAACUACGUUCCUUAUGGCCCUGAUCCAUGCAAGAGCAUUAAUCGUCUAUACAAAGGCAAAAGAGGAUGUAACGAUGUGAUUGUUUUUUCGGGCGGUAUGCCACGUUCAGCAUAUGGUGACCAUAAUUGCGUUUCCGUACACGAUAGCGAUGGACACAAAGUGUGUCUUGAUUUUACAUCCAAAGUUAUUGAUUUCUUUGUGACUUACAAAAAUGAUAGUGACGUUGCUGAAGUGCUUGUUGUACUACUUGAAGAAGAACUCUGCGCAUACGAUCUUACGGACUCUAGUAUUUCAGCUAUUAAAGCUCCCUAUCUUCACUCGGUGCAUGCAUCAGCCGUUACCUGCAAUUAUCUUGCUUCUCAAGUCAUACAUUCCGUAUAUGAGAGCAUUUUGCGAGCAGGCAACGAGCAAGACAUUGACUAUAGCAAUAUUGACUGGCCCAUUACUGGCGGUGUACUUCCAGAAUUAGGAGAAUCUGAUGAAGAGGAUACGGCUAAAUUGUAUGAGAUACUGUUAACUGGGCACGAAGACGGUUCUGUUAAGUUUUGGGAUUGUACUGGAGUGUUGCUUAAGCCAAUUUAUAAUUUUAAAACGGGCAGUAUUUUUGGAAGUGAACAUGACUUUCGGGAUGAUGCAGAAGGUGACAUCAGUGCGGAACAACUUGAUGAAGGAGAACCGCCGUUUCGAAAGGCGGGUCUAUUUGAUCCCUAUUCCGAUGAUCCUCGAUUGGCAGUAAAGAAAAUAGCAUUUUGUCCCAAAACCGGACAGCUUAUUGUUGGAGGAACGGCGGGCCAAAUUGUUAUAGCUAACUUUGAUGACGCCUCCGAAAAGGUAUCUUUGAAAUAUAGUUCAAUGAAUUUGGUAAGCGACCGUGAUGGGUUUGUGUGGAAGGGUCACGAUCAACUCAACGUACGACCCAACCUUUUGGACUCUGAUGCGAUUCCUGUAACUGAAAAUGGAGUAAAUAUAUCAGGAGUGCUGCAGGUUUUGCCUCCAGCCAGCAUUACAUGCAUGGCACUUGAAGCAAAUUGGGGCCUCGUAUCCGGUGGAACUGCGCACGGCUUAGUGCUCUUUGACUUCAAGAACUUCGUUCCAGUAUUUCAUCGCUGCACAUUAAAUCCAAAUGAUCUCACUGGAGCAGGUGAGCAGCUCUCUCGUCGCAAGUCAUUUAAGAAAUCUUUGCGGGAGUCAUUCAGAAAGCUUCGCAAAGGUCGAUCGACAAGGAACAACCCCAGCAAUCAGGUUCCAACAACACUGGAGGCACGGCCCGUUGAGCGGCAAAUAGAAGCACGUUGUGCUGACGACGGACUAGGAUCUAUGGUGCGAUGUUUACUGUUUGCCAAAACCUAUGUAACUAACGUCAACAUAACAUCGCCAACAUUAUGGUCAGCCACAAAUGCUAGUACUGUUUCGGUUUUCCUCUUGCAUCUACCCCCAGUGCAGACCGCUGCAACUACAGUACCGCCGGUCAGUGGCAAUGCACCACCGCCGACUCCGCGUCGCAUUUCCGCGCAGCUCGCCAAAGAAAUACAAUUAAAACACCGUGCUCCAGUGGUGGGAAUUUCUAUCUUUGACCAGGCGGGUAGCCCGGUCGAUCAGCUGAACGCCGGAGAGAACGGUAGUCCACCGCACCGUCUACUUAUCGCUUCCGAAGAACAAUUCAAAGUGUUUUCACUUCCACAAUUAAAGCCGUUAAACAAAUAUAAGCUUACCGCUAACGAGGGUGCUCGGAUUCGUCGCAUCCACUUCGCUUCGUUUAGUUGUCGCAUAUCGCCAGAGUUACUUCAAAACAUGCACGGGAGCAGCCCAACCAAAUCCACACGCUCACAUGGAGAUGGAGAGGGAUCCGGUAAUAUCAGUGCAAACUUGUCUGCUGGUCGUGGAGAUGUGUAUCACGAAACUGCACUAAUAUGUUUAACCAAUAUGGGCGAUGUUAUGGUUUUAUCAGUGCCUGAAUUAAAAAGACAGCUGAACGCCGCAGCAGUACGACGGGAAGACAUUAAUGGAAUUUCUUCGCUCUGUUUUACGAACUCUGGCGAGGCCUUGUACAUGAUGUCAUCCUCCGAAUUGCAGCGCAUUGCUUUAGCCACAUCCACAGUCGUACAACCCACAGGCAGUGUAGAAGUAGAACCUUUGGGGACUGAAGAGUCGGCCUUGGAAGAACAGGAUCUAGAAAGCGAUAAAGAAACAUAUGCAAAUUCAGAAGCUGAUAAUACACUAGACCCACCAGUCGCCACUAUUCGCGCUAAACCUGCAGAGGGAAAUGUUGAUAGAAGUAGUCUUCAUCUCACCAAUGGAGUCUGCAACAAUAAUUCACCCAAUCAAGCCAACGAGACUAUCAGCAGCUCAAUUGGUGAUAUUACUGUUGAUUCGGUGCGUGACCAUUUAAAUCUUACAACAACAACGUUGUGCUCUACGACUACAGAGGAGACUCUUGGUCGCUUAUCUGUGCUUAGCACACAAACAAGCAAGGCUACUACCACCGUAAACGUGAACGACAUUCCGGAUAUUAACAUCUCCAAUUUGAGGGACUUAUCGUCUAAAAGCAACACGACGGAAACAAGUACUAGUUCAGUAGUAAUAAAAUCUGUUAUUACUAGCAUAUCUCACGAAAAGACGAACGGCGAAAGCGAAAUAAGUACAGCAAAAAAUGCUGCACCUGAAGAAAGUCAAUUCUAAUAAAUGCAAACAGAUGCGGUCAAGUCUUGGCUCACAUGACAAAAUACAACUAUUAAACCAAUAUGUAACAAAAAAACAGGACAGAAUUAUACUUGAGUGCUAUUAUCCUGACCGCAACUGUUUACAUUACUUAUAAAUAUGUAUGUUUACGUAUUUUCACACAGUGUCUUUACACAUGAAAAAUGUGACAACGACACAAGAAACGAUUGCAUUUUCAAAAACAUUUUUAGCCGGGGACCGAAUACAGUCAAUACUUGUGAAAUUUAUUUUGAAGAUUAGAGUGACUAUUAAAUGUAGAAAAUAACAAUAUUUUAACUCUUUAAAACAAGGUGUGUUAAACUUAGCUAAAUUGAAAAAAAGCAGACCAAAACUAUAUACUACUGUCCAAAAUGUGUUUAAAAAUCGAGAACAUUGAAAAAAUAAAUAAACAAACGUGGUAGGUCAUAGCAAAUAAAAAUUACAAGUACCGAAUUUUGUCGGUCCCCAUUUCUAUAUUCACCAGGCGUUAUUUUUUUAAUUUAAAAUAACGUUAAGUUACAUUACUUUUAAUAUUUCUUAUGUUUACAAGAAUUUAGUGGAAUUUACGUAUAUUAUACUUUUUCUUUUAAUGUUGAUAAAUGUGUGCGCAGCUUGUUACAUUACCAUGUAAAACUACAAAAAGAGAUCUUUUUCCCUGUUUAUUUAAUUAUAUUUUUGUAAAUAUGAGAAUUAAAUUCUAUAAAGUGCGUACCAUAAAAGGUUUUGCAAUAUAAUGCAAAAAUUGACCAAUCAGUCCAUUUUGUUUCUUUAAAUUUAUUUUCUUACGUAUUGGGAAACAGGUUUUAAAAAGUACAAAAUGAAACAAUUAUGCCUUAUCAACACUGACUAAAUUUAUAUUGGAUUUUAUAAAGUAUUAAACAACAGGUACAUCGUUAGAUUAAAACGAUUUACAACGCAUUUAACUAAUAUAAAAUAUAUAAAUGUAUUUUUCUAAAUGAUGAUCGCAAUAAAAAGUCUAGAACUUGUUGUGAUGAA
This is a messenger RNA of Drosophila biarmipes, 7130 nucleotides long. RefSeq names its product lethal(2) giant larvae protein. Gene Ontology annotation, cellular component: plasma membrane; cytoplasm; cortical actin cytoskeleton. The record is from RefSeq and is a predicted model, not a curated record. Gene Ontology annotation, molecular function: syntaxin binding; myosin II binding; GTPase activator activity. Gene Ontology annotation, biological process: cortical actin cytoskeleton organization; regulation of establishment or maintenance of cell polarity; regulation of Notch signaling pathway. NCBI's taxonomy places the organism in Eukaryota, Metazoa, Arthropoda, Insecta, Diptera, Drosophilidae. The transcript has 13 exons.